This is a messenger RNA of Diaporthe amygdali, 1227 nucleotides long. Its product is annotated as protein phosphatase methylesterase 1. The coding region runs from base 1 to 1227 and encodes 408 amino acids. The record is from RefSeq and is a predicted model, not a curated record. Gene Ontology annotation, molecular function: protein methylesterase activity. The transcript has 3 exons. Lineage: Eukaryota; Fungi; Ascomycota; Sordariomycetes; Diaporthales; Diaporthaceae. Gene Ontology annotation, biological process: protein demethylation.
AUGAGUGACCUGCAGAAGGCGUGGGCGAAGAAGAAGAUGGAGAUGAGCAAUGCAGAUGUCUUCAACGAGCUCGACGAGGAGGAGGAAGAGGAAGAGGAGAACGGCCGCAUCGGGGAGCUCCCUGAAUACUUGGACGACGACUCCUCGUCCGCUUCGUCAGCGUCGUCCACAGGCACGGUGGUUCCAACUCCGAGCAGGAAGCUCUUUGCCAGACCUCUAGGUCCUCCCAGAGGAGGGGGCAGGACGUUGGACCAGAUACCUUGGACAACAUAUUUCGAGCGGGAGCUCUUCCUCGAAGGACAGAAAGACGACUCCGGUACAGUUCAAAUCACGCACCACGCCUACCUGAACUCUCCUGGCGACAAGGGGCCUCUGUUCGUGAUGCAUCAUGGCGCUGGCUCCUCGGGCUUGUCAUUCGCGGUGGUGGGAUCGGAGAUCAGGAAGCGGCUGUCUUCUGCAGGUGUCCUUUCCCUGGACGCGAGGGGCCACGGAUCAACGGUCACGGCGACGCAAUCGCCUCCUGACCUCAGCCUGGAGACACUCCGUGUUGAUCUGCUGACUGUGAUCCAGCAGACUCAAGCGCAGAUGGGCUGGAAAGAAUUGCCCCCGAUUGUGCUCGUUGGUCACUCCCUGGGUGGAGCUGUUGUCACGGAUCUUGCAAAGUCUCAUGCUUUGGGCAACUCACUUCUCGGAUAUGCAGUCCUAGAUGUCGUCGAGGGCUCAGCCAUGGACGCACUCACAAGCAUGACCACGUACUUGUCAACCAGGCCUACAGGCUUUGCCUCGGUCCAAGCUGGUAUUGACUGGCAUAUUCGAUCGAGGACACUUCGCAACUCGAUCUCCGCGCGUACGAGCGUGCCUGCUCUACUGACCCAGGAUCAAACCCCAGGUGCGAGCAGGCCUUGGAAGUGGAGGACGGAUCUCGCUGCUACGGAACCCUUCUGGUCGGACUGGUUCGUGGGCCUGAGCAAGAAGUUCCUCGAGGCGAAGGGCGGGAAACUGCUGAUCUUGGCCGGAACCGACCGGCUGGACAAAGAAUUAACCAUCGGACAGAUGCAAGGCAAAUAUGCGUUGCAUAUCUUCCCGGAGGCUGGCCAUUUCGUCCACGAGGAUGUGCCUGAAAAUACGGCCAUGGUUAUCGUCGAUUUCUACAGACGCAAUGAUAGAAGUGCUUUGGUCCUGCCUCCCAAGGUGGGAGACUUGUUGGCACAGGGCAAACGAGUCUAG